AUGCCUAGAAUAUAUACGAACACCAGUCCACAGCCUUUUGUCGACGUUCCGAGAUUGGACCUGUUGACAUUUCUCUUUGACUCUGAGCACAGCGUCGCACAAGAUGAUACUGUUCUUCACCUCGAAGCAGCCAAUCCUUCCAACCAGAUCACCAAAGCCGAGCUUCGCAGCCUUGUACGGAAAAUCGCUCACGGACUACGGUACCAGUACGGAAUCGGAGCUAGGGGACCGAACAAGGACGUCGUGACAGUGAUCAGCUAUGGCCAGGUACUAGUUCCCGCCGCCUUCUUUGGCGUCAUCGCAGCAGGUGGCGUGUACUCUGCUGCGAGUCCGUCGUCGACCGUGCCAGACCUUGCUCGACAAAUUAAGAUUGGCAAAAGUCGAACCAUCAUCUGCGGUGCCGAAUUCAAAGACCUCGCUACUAAAGCUGCCAAGGAAAGCGACGUCCCUGUUGACCGCAUCCUGGUCCUCGAGUCUAGUCCGUCGUGGAAACUACAGAGCUUAGACGGCAAAUUCAAUGCCAUCUCUGCUCAGACUCUCGACUGGGAGAAGAUCACCGACGCCGAGACGUUGAAGAAGAGUCUGAUCACCAUUUUGUGGUCAUCUGGGACGACUGGUCUGCCCAAAGGCGUGAUGUUAUCCCAUGAAAACCUUGUUCAAGAAACCUACCUUGUCUCAUUACCCGGGCGUGCAUGGGCAGUGAAGCAAGUCGAAGCAGGCAAGGAACUCAAACCGUACCGCACCCUGGCGCACCUCCCGAUCAGCCACAUCGCAGGCUUGUUUGGAUACAUCGUUCUCCCCUUCUACUCUGGCGGCUCAGUCUUUUGGAUGCGCAAGUACGAAUGGUCGCAACUCCUACAGUACGUAAAACAGUUCGAAAUCACCGCCUUCUACACGGUCCCGUCUAUCUAUCUACGGAUAUCCAAGUCUCCAGACGUGCAGGACCAUUUCAAGAGCGUCGACGCUGCUUCUACCGGCGCCGCACCCAUGGACGGGGAGCUGCAAAGUCAUGCGAAUUCGAAGCUAGGUACAGGCGAGACCUUCAUAGGCCAGACCUGGGGACUAAGUGAGACCACCGGAGCCGUCACCAUGAUGCCUAGAGGGCAGAGCGACGUGACUGGGAGUAUCAGUCCGAUUUUACAGAAUGUGGAACUGAGAAUGGUUGACGAGGACUUCAACGACGUCGAACCAGGAACAGAGGGCGAAUUACUCGUGCGCAGUCCGCUCGUAACACAAGGCUACUUCAACAACCCCGAAGCCACCAAGACCGCGUUCCACGACGGGUGGUUUUGCACAGGCGACAUUGCCGUACUGCGGGACGGCAAGUUUUACAUUGUCGACAGGAAAAAGGAACUACUAAAGUACAAAGGACUCCAAGUCGCCCCGGCCGAGAUUGAGAACCUCUUGAUCACCCACCCCAAGAUCCAAGAGGCGGCUGUCGUUGGAGUCAACAUGCCAGACGACCCCGGGUCCGAUCUCCCGCGAGCGUACGUGGUCGCAGACCCUAAGCAAAUAAGCGAGGACGAGGUCAAGGAAUACGUCAAGGCCCGUCUGGCGCCGUACAAGCAGCUCCGCGGAGGAGUGGUGUUUGUGAAGGAGAUACCAAAGAAUGCGAUUGGCAAGUUGCUGAGAAGAGAGCUUCGGGACCGGGCAAAGAGAGAAUUGGGCCUUGAAGCCCGAAACACAAAGAUGUAA
This is a messenger RNA of Exophiala spinifera, 1695 nucleotides long. RefSeq lists its product as uncharacterized. Gene Ontology annotation, molecular function: CoA-ligase activity. The record is from RefSeq and is a predicted model, not a curated record. The coding region runs from base 1 to 1695 and encodes 564 amino acids. Gene Ontology annotation, biological process: secondary metabolic process. Lineage: Eukaryota; Fungi; Ascomycota; Eurotiomycetes; Chaetothyriales; Herpotrichiellaceae. The transcript is spliced from 5 exons.